This is a messenger RNA of Spirodela intermedia, 2046 nucleotides long. The record is from the annotation of a GenBank genome assembly. Lineage: Eukaryota; Viridiplantae; Streptophyta; Magnoliopsida; Alismatales; Araceae.
AUGACAACAUCGUCUGCUUCACCUAACCACCCUUCUCACUCCCUGCGCGAGGUAUCUUCUCUUCCCUUUCCUCUCUCUCUCUCUCUCUCUCUCACUCACACACACACACACACAAACACACAUACAUACACAGUGUUCCCCUCACUAAUUUUUUUUUUCUUUUGCUUCUGACGAUCACUAGGUCAACAUGGCCGAUGAAUCUCCAGAAAGCAAGCCCGAGAUGCUGCAGCUGUCGUCCUGGUGAGGUCUCCAUCCCCUCAUGAUCUUGUUCCUCGUCACACGUGCCUCUUAAUGGAUCUGUUUUUCUUGUACGAAGUUCAAAAUUCCUACCUCUUUUACGUGAUCUCCAUGAAGGAAGAACCCACCGUGUGUAGAUGAUUUCUCAGCGCAGAUCAAAGCCCGUGAACUGUUGAAUCGAAUGGAAAUCAGGCGCCGACUGAACCCUUCAAACCGAUCGUUUGGGAAUCAGAAGGAUUUCCCCAACCAUGAACAGGAAUAUUUUUUUUCUAGAGAGGGAAUGUUGGGGGAAAAUGAGAGCGGACUGAGAAAUGAAAGUGCUCGGGAGAAACCCAAGGGUUUUUACAUUUUCUUGUAAGAGGGACAAUAGGGGAGAGAGAGAGAGAGAGAGAGAGAGAGAGAGAGAGGGAGGGAGACUCUUACAGUUUCUGUGAUCGAUUGAUCCUUUGGAGGGGUUUACAGUUUGCAGGAUCAUGAGGGUUUAUUCUUCCCCUGGGAAAGUGCACCCAAGACUCGUCUCCAGAGGGAGAAUGGGAGGGAUCUAUGCGCACCGAAGCCUGUAAAUAACUCCUAUGAAUGAAUGAAUGGCUGGAGGGUCCCGGAGGAAAAUCUUGGACCCAUUUUCCUUUCUUUCUUCCCUUCCAAGGAGAAAUCAAAAAAAUAAAAGAAGAAAACCCUGUGAUUGUUCUUGUUUCCAGUUAUUUUGGGUUGCAAAGGCAUGAUUUCAUGGGUUCCUGAAGAAAAACGUGGACCCAUUUUCCUUCUUUUUCUUCCCCUUGAAGGAGAAAUCAUCAAAAAAAUCAAAGAAGAAAACUCUGUGAUUGUUCUUGUUUCCAAUUAUUUCGGGACGCAAAAAGGCAUGUUUUCAGAAACUCUGUGAUCGAUCUUCCUCAGGGACGCAGCCGGCACAACAGAGUACAAGGACAAGUACAGCAGGUACCAAGCGGCCUACGUCAGGAGGCUCAAGGCCAAGUACUUCUCCAAGAAGGCCUUCUACGGAGGUCAGCCUCCGCCCGCCUCAAUUCUUUCUUUCCAGACACCAUUUUUUUUUGUAGAGUUUCUAGAUUCUACUCCAUACAUCACCUGAAAUUCGGCAUCCAUGGGGAUGAUCCGAGAUCAUGUUCACACGAGUUGUCACUCACCGUUCUGCGAUUGGUUGAUUUCAGGGAACAUAUUCGACCAAGAAACGAAUAUAGAUGGUGAAAUUAUAAAGUCCGGCAGGUAAUGUCUAUAUGAAAUCAUGAUGGAAUUGCUUCAAUACGGAAUCAUGAAUGUUCGCAGGCUCUCAGCUGGUGUUUUUUUUUAAGUUCAUUUCCUUCUCAUUUAUUUACGAAUGCAUACGAGAAAAAAUUAUUCAUCCUGAGGAAGUCUCAUCAAGAAAAUAAAUAAAUCAAAGACCCACUUUUAAAUCUUGGAUUUAAAAAUGGGUCUUUGAUUUUUUUUAUUUUUCAUCACGUUCAGUUCCCAUUUGAAUCGGGGAAUUGAAUCGCUUUUUUUAUUAAAAAAUAUAGUUUUUAACCAAAGAGAAGUAGAACUAUUCCACUGCCCAAGAUUCCAAUGACCUGAAGGAUCAAAUCGGAAGUGCAUCUUCUCGAGAAAAUUUUAUUUCUUGUCGAUUAUCGAUUGUUGAUUAGUCUAAGAUUCAGUGAUUUUCCUUCUUCCCCCAGGUGGCCUUGCACCAGAUCAUUCGCAGAGCCAGCGCGGUGCCUGCAAGAUGCCGGAGCCUUGCCGCCGGCAUCGGCCUCCGAGACCUCCUCCACCGGGGCAAGCAGGAAGCACCAGCAGCACCACCAAAAGAAGAGUGGCUGA